Molecule: messenger RNA, 9939 nt
Organism: Larimichthys crocea (large yellow croaker)
Lineage: Eukaryota; Metazoa; Chordata; Actinopteri; Sciaenidae
Gene: epg5
Product: ectopic P-granules autophagy protein 5 homolog (C. elegans)
Exons: 45
Coding region: 559-8250 (2563 amino acids)
Biological process (GO): autophagosome maturation
Cellular component (GO): cytoplasm
Source: RefSeq, a predicted model, not a curated record
AGAGGUGGAGUAGUCACGUGGUCACAGAUUGUGAUCGCUGGUUUCCUGGAACAAAACAAAACAAAGCUGACAGCUGAGCAGCUGACCAGCUGUCAGCCCGGGUCCUCACCUCGACGUGUUGAAAUCUUGUUUUUUUUAAACAUUUAAGCGACAUUACGGAAAAGUUAGUGGACCGUCGGCGGAUGAAAUUACAGCUACGCCUUAGCUUCGCUUAGCUUAGCCUCGUUAGGACGGACCUCUUCAGGUGUUUGGCUUCAGCAGCAAAAACUGGUUUCGUUUUUUAAUAAUAAUAAUAAUAAUAAUGUAUUCUCCCGGUGUUAUCUCCACGCUAAGACACGUGCCGGGUGUUGCUUUGCUUUCCUCCGCCACCGCCGUGAGAGAGUGUUUUGUUUACAACCAGUGACUCGUGUUUAUCUCGACAACACAGGCAGCAGCUCGCUGUUUAUCGCCGGACAGACCUCGAUGUUUAUGUUGCAUGAGGGCCGUUUUUAGCUGAUCAGCUUCCACCACCGAUCAGCUGAUUGUCAAUGUGUGUUGUGGUGUGAGCUGACAUUUAAGAUGGAGGCUGUAAGGCCGAAGAAGAGCAAGGCUAAAAGCAGUGGGAAAUCUCAGCUCAUCAGGAAACAGAAGCAGGCAGAUGAGGACAAAAGAGCCACAGUUUCCUCGGCUGUCUGUGAAGACGCCUCGGGCUUCACAGACAUCCCCCUCAGUCUGCCAUAUCAAAACCCAGAGGAGGAGGAGGAGGAAAAGCAAGAGCCUGUUGUGCCCCCUGAGACCACAACGCAGCCAUCACCUCUGCCCUCUGAAAAACAGCAAACCUCCUCAUCACGUACUUUAUUCACACCAACCAAGUCAAAAGAGGAGGAUGGAGCCGUGGCAGCUCAGGGAGCUGAGCUCAAAGUUGCAGCACAGACCACUGUGUUGGAAAAAGACACACGUUCAUGGAGUCAGCCUUGUGUUUCAACUCAGUUUCAGAUCCCAAAUGCCCCGAGCGCCCCUGCGCUGUAUCCCUCCCUCCCAGCACUGGAGGAGGGCCCCGUGAUACAGCUCUGUGAGGAAUCUGUGAAAAACAGGGAAAAGGGACCUGCGGUGCUGGCACUUCCUGAGCAGGAGUCUUCCCCUCCGAGUUUGCAGCCUCUGGAGUCUGUAGCUGAACUUUCUAGAAGCAAACUCUACCCUGAAUUACCCAAGACAGCUCCGGAGAUUCAGCCGUUCUCACUGGAGCAGCUGAGCGUCUGGGAGCCAAGCGGAGGUGUGCGAGUGUGGUUAGAGGGUGUCGAAGUUUGUGCAGCCCAGUUCUGCGCUCUAGCCCGACAGGAGAACCACGAGCUGACCGAACUGCUGCAGAACUACUGGCGUUGUCGUAGACAGCUGACCCAGUCACACACACAGCUACACACUCAGUCCUCUGACUGCAAGAGCACGCAGAAUCGUCUCUGGAGCUUCAGAGAUGAGCAGCUUACACUACAGGGUGUCUGUGCAGAUCAGUCUAAGGUGUGUGGGUACCACCGUUUCCAGCAGGCAGACUUCAGUCAGAGUGUGCUAGGUGAGCUGAGGAGACUGUUUGAAGCUCGCAGUGAGCUGCUCCACCAGAAGGUGGCGCUACAUGCGUACACUGCUCUGCUGUCACGUCUCCAGGUGGAAUCAUACUUAUAUCGCCUACUAAAAGAUUGUUCCGGCAGCCAAACACAGCCUUGUUCUCUCCAACCCCUGAAAGAAGCCAUCAGCGUCCUGUUUAGCUUCACACGUAGAGUCCUGGAUGACACACAGUUCCAGACAGACAUCCAUCACUGGCUGGAUAGAUUGGUGGCAGUCCUGCUGCGUGUUGAAGGGUCAGGAGAGCACCUGUACCUCCUGUGCCAUCUUCUGUGCUGUCCUGCCGGGGUUGGCAAGUGGGCUGCACCCUUCCUUCAGAUCCAAGUUUUGGGAAACACCUGUGGAGUACAGCACUUUAUGCAAGCUCUGGCCAUCCUAAUGUCGCCUGCCAGACACCGUGCAGAGUUUCUGGGACAUCUGAAGCCAUGUGAGAGCCAGAGCUCGGGAGCUUCUGAACCUGAGUCUGGCAACUGGACACUUGUGGAUGAAGGCGGAGAGGAGGAUGAGGACCCAGAGAGCAGCUGGUUGUUGCUCUGCGAGGAGGAUCUCAUCUCCCUGCUCACCCAGUUCCCAUUCCAGCAACUUUAUUCACACAUGUUGGGCAUGAGCAAACCAGGUGUGUACGAACCCCUGGCCCGAUCCAGUCAGAAGAUGAUGCGUGUUUUUGGCUUUGCUUCCUCACUUAUUGAAAUUCUCGCCCUUGGACUACAAACCUACAACAGAGCACGAUACAGACAGCUAGUUAAACGGAUAGGACACAUCAUACGAAUGACGGUGUGUUAUGUCAGUGAUCACUGGGCCCAGUAUGUGAGUUUAACUGGUGCUGGUGGAUCCAGCUCUCACACUCUGUCUCUGGACAAACUACAGCUGGAGUACGACCAUCUCUUCCUGAGAGCUGUUUUGCAUGUACUCAGAAACAAAAGGUUGGGCAUUUGGUUGUUUAUGUCCGAGAUGCCUUACGGGACUCUGUCUAGCUCAAUGCUUUGGAGGGUCCUUUAUGUUAUGCAGUGUGCAGAGACAGCAGGACUGGAAACACUUGGCGCUGCUAGUGACACACACUCCUGCAUCCAGGCUCUUAGAGACCCAGAGCAUCAAGCGAGGUUUGAACACUGGCUGUGUGAGGUUAACAGCUCUGAUGGCAUCUCCCUCCUCACCGCACUAGCACACAUGGCCACACCUACUCAGCACUCUGACCCUGCAUUCAUCACAACCAUAACCCUGCUGAUCUACCAGGUGUCUUAUGUGAGCGUCUCCACGAGAGAAACUUACUCUAAAGUCGGGAGAGAGUUGCUCGCUGCCAUAGCAACAGUCCAUCCCUACGUUGUGUCUGUGCUCCUAGAGAGACUGAGAGAGACCAUACAGACCGUAGGAAUGGUGGCUCUGUAUUUGUGCAAAGAGCUGCCUUUGAGUCUGUGGCGGCCACGGCCUGAGGAGAUCUGUGUGAUCGGGACGUGGUUGCUCCAGCAUCCCCUGUCUGCUGUGGAGAACCGGCUGGCUUGUGUCAUACUGGAGGGUCUGAACUGGGGUUACACACAGGAUGGCUCCUUGGCCCUGUCCUCAUCACUCCACAGUGAAGUGGCUCUGCUGGUGGCUGAAGCCUAUCAGAAGUAUCUUACUGACAAACCGUACAGUGGCCUCAUAUCAGAGGGAAUCAAACAGGUGUCGUACCUUGCCAGUGUCCUUCGUUUGGGAGUAUCUCCUGAAGCAUCCUUUAGUCAGUGGGCUUGGCAACUGUUGCUAAGGCUGAAGCUCCACGGCAAUGCCCAGAACCCUAAAGCAGCCUGGUCUGUCCCUGCUUUGACGUCCAAUCCACCUCCAGAGCUUACACACAGUCCCAGCAUGCACUCCGUUAUCAGGGCUGUGAAAGCAGGCAUUCCUAUUGGAUGCUACCUGUCCAUUGCCAUGACACAAGUGGGGCAUAGUCUGGAACACUUUUGUACCGAUGGAGUCGGGUUGUUGAAAAGUUUGAUUCAGUCUCGCCACUUGAGAGCAGCUGUGCAUCUUCUGGACAACAUCCUACCCCCAACCUACCCUCUCAGCUUCUACCUGCUCAACAACUCUCAGUUCGUAAGCUGCAUCCAGUUGUUCCUGCAGUACGACAGCGUGUGUCCUCAAGGCGUGACGCAGCAGGUCACUCACCGGGUGGCACCACUCCUCACUGGAACCACCUAUGGAGACAAUGUCCGGCUGCUGAACAGUGUCAUUCAGAGUCACGUGGUGGAGAGUUCACAGCCCAGUCGUGUCGGUGCUGCAGCAGUGCUGGAGUUUUGGGUUGGGAUUUUGACUCAGCAGAACCAGUGGUACCGGGACAAAACAGUCCUUUUCCUCAUGGAUCAGCUCUGCUGUGCUGCAUUCACACACCAUCAGGAGGAGUGUGUGCAGAAACUUCUGUACCAACAGCAUAAGAAUGCCUUGGGUUACCACGGAGAUAGGGGUCUGCUCUCCUCUCUGGUUGGCUGGAUUGCUGGAAAUGCCACGCCCUCAUUCAUAGAGGGCCAAUCCCUGAGCGCGGAGGUAUGGUUCGCUUGGCUGGUGCUGAAUAUGGAGGGCGUAUUUGAGGAUGAUUCUCAGCUGAGACGCUGUGUUGAAAAUGAGCUGCUGUCAGACCCCAGCGUUUCCCCAGAACAAGCCUUAAAGAAGGCACAGCAGAAGCUGAAGUUGCCAGUGGCACCAUCUCUGCAGCGGCUGCAGGUGUACCGUUGGGCUUCUCAGGCUUUGGCCACGCCUCCUGACCACCCACUCAUUCCCCUGGUCUGGCAAAAGUUCCUACAGUUCUACCUCAGACAGCCUGGACCUGAAUAUGGGCUGGCUGCAGGUGGAUGUAUCGGCCGAAGGUUCUUCCAGGCCUCUUCUCAGACCAAUUUGCUCAGAGACCUAAGACAGAGAAUACAGGAGGUGUCUGACUUCCACCACGCUGCCAGCCAGGCCCUCAGGGUGCCCCCGCCACACACGCCUUCAUCAGACAGCCAGGGUGACGAAAGCCCCGACAAUCCCCGUCCCCCUUACCUCACUUCUCCUCAGCUACACACAGAGCUGGUCAGGUUGUUUGGUGUAUUUGCCGUAUGGUUGGAUGACGAGACUCUGCAGAAGCAGGAAGUAUACCUUCCAUCUCUUCCUCCCGAGUAUGAAGCACACAGACUUGCACAGAUCAUGCAGCGGCAGCAGGAACUGUGGCUGGAGUAUGUGGACCAGGAGCGUCUGCAGUAUGAUGAGAGAGAGGUUCUGUCUCUGUGGGAAAAGGUGCAGAGUGAGCCAACCUUCCUGCAGGCUCAAAACCCUGGCUUCACUGACUACACCAGCCUCAGCAAUGCAAGGGAGCGUAUCCUGUCCAACCUGCAGAAGCAUCCAGUUCCUCAUCCACCACCGGAGCUGCAGAAGCAGAAGGCUCCGGUAGCUGAAGUCCCCAGCUCCUGCCUCACUGACUCUAAAGCUGCUGCUGAACUUGUACAGCAGGAUCUCACCAUCCUGCAGGACCAGGCCAGGAUUGCAGUGGCACGUGAAGCCCAGCAGGUGGCGAUGGAGCAGGAGUUGCUGGAGAGCCUUCCUCUGCUGUAUAAGAACCAACCAGAGCAGGUCACCAUGACCCUGGAGUGUAAAGGGAAGGGAGGGCAGCCUUGCCAGGGACCGGCAAACAUCACUGUCACAUGUGAGCGUGUCCAGAGACAGGAGGCAGUGCAGACUCAAAUAACAUCACUGCGCAGAGACAUCAAGAAGCUUCAAACGGACUCCAUGGCUCCUCCACCUCAAAGUCUGGCCCAGGCUGCUGUCCACACUGAGAACUUUAUCACAUCUCUGGUGAAUAUGUACAAGGCACAGAAAUCACCGGCAGUGCACCAUGUUGGCGUGUCUGCCUUCUACCAGGUAGUCUCCUAUGUGUGUGAAGACACGCUGCGACAUCCACCAACACGCCAGUACCUCUCCUCGUGUGUGGAGAUCCUGGGGCAGGUGUUCAUCCAGGGCAAUGCAGAGGAAUGUGGCCGUGUCCUGAAGACCAUCCUGGAACAGAGGCGUCUUUGUCCACUCAUUUCCCCGUUCUUCACUCCCAACGCAGCGCCCAAUCAACUCGUCUUUCUCUACCAAGACGUGGUGACGUCCUUACACCUCGACACCGCUGACGUCAUUUUCAUGCUCCUCACAAAGUUUGAUUUGUCUCACUGGUUGAACGAUGCCCAUCCUGUGUUUUCGGAGCGAACCCGUUUGCUGGAGUUGGUCCACGGAGCUCUCUGCGUCUGCGGCCGAGAUCCUGAGCCUGAACUUCUCACGCCUUUUCACCUCUUCACCAAACACUGGACUUGGCUUUUACGCCACCAUUUCCCUGAUCACUACAGUGACUGCCUGCGUCUGCUCAUGACCAGCUCCUCAAAUCAGUUACUGAGUCCUGAGUGCUGGAAGGUGACUCUACGGGUGCUGGGCUGUUUACCUCCAUCCCGCCAAACCAAGAGCAAAGCUGAACAAGUGCUCAGCACCACUGAUGUCUCCGGCCGUGUGGCUGGACCGCCUGCUUCUACCUACAGAUCCCCGAUCAGCCUCUCCCCUCAGCAGGUGGAUGAGACAGUUACUUGGCUGAGUGAUUACUUCCUGCGGAGUCGCCUCAGUAAGCCAGACCUCCGCAGCUUCGGCCUCUACUCAGCCUGGACUCCUUACAUCACUGAGGUUGUUUGCUUCUGGGAGCAUCUGAUUGGCUGUCUGAUCAGCGUGCAGCUCAACAGUUGUGCCAGAGAGCCAGUGGGCAGCAGCAAAACGAUGAAAGCUCUGCAGGACCUACACAGUAAGAUUGUGAAGUUAUUCAAGCCUUGGAUCUUUCCUCUGGACACCGAGGAUGGCGGUAACCUCAAGUGUUACCCCUGGCUGGAGACAGAUGCGAGCACAGCCGGAUGCCUGGUUGGCCUGUACACUCAACUCACCGACACGCUGCAUCACAAAUUCAGAGAUCGUCUGCUGCCCGGCCAGAGAGGUGCACUGUGGCUGUGUAUGAUGCAGUACUGUGAGAGCUGCACCGCUCCUCGUACACCUGAGUACCUUCUCUACCUUUACCACACACACCUCCACAGCCUGCCCUGGAGACACCUGCACCCUGACACUCAGCUAAUGGAGCAGCUCUUCAAUGUGGAGAGAGGAAGCCCCAAGAGCUGCUUCCUCUUUCUCGGAGAGGUGUUAUGUGAAGUUAACUGGGUCAGUGUUCUCAGUGACUUCUUGCAAACGCCCCCAACUUCUACAUCAUAUCCAACUCUACCGGACACUCAGAAGGAGUCACACACCAUGUUAGUCUAUCUGCUGUACAUGCUAGUUUUUCUAGCAAAGGAGGAACAACUCCUGAAUAAACAGGACUCCCCUCUGCUCAGUUUACUGGUCCAGUCCACCUCUUUGCCCUGGCACCAACUGGACCUGUCCUCAUACCAGGGCAUUCUGGGAUAUGUUAGCACCCACUACCCUCCCUCCGUGCUCCUCACUGCUGAUUCUUCGCCUCAGCUGCUGCUGAAAUCACUGCGUAGUGCUGCUGGGCUCCAUCCCCGCCCUAAUGAAGUUCCACACAGGGAGGAAACGCUGAAGGCUGCAGCGUACGUGUGCUGGUGUGUGCAGUCUUUGGUGACUUUGGAGCAAGGAGGCAGCAUCAGCCUCAGCAGCCUGGAGGCUCAGCUGGAGACACUUCUGGAGGGCGUCGUCACAUUCAAUCCACCUGAGACGGGUUUGGAGCAGAGGCACAUGGCGUUCUGCGGCCUGUUCAGCGACACUCUGGCGUUACUGAAUGGAGUGGGUGUGUCGACCGGCGAGGCACUCGCUGCUCAUGUCAUUACCUGGCUGGACAGGAAGGGGAGGGGCUUUCCUAUUCUGCCUCUGCUGACGGCUUGCUCUCGCUGUCUCGCAUCAGUGCGGCACAUGACACGCAUCAUGGAGGCAUGCAUUACAGCGUACUUCAACCAUGCUGACGAGGAGUCUGUAGGUUGGGGUCCUGUGUUGGCGUCUCUGCAGGUGCCUGAACUCACAGUGGAUGACUUCCUCUCUGAGAGCCAAUCAGGAGGCAGCUUCCUGACACUCUACGCCUUCAUCCUACAGCGCCUCAACACUGAAUACACAGCAGCCAAUGAGAGGAGGACUCUGGCUCUAAUCAACACAUGGACCACUCAGGUCUUCCCCAGUGGUCCAGGUGAUGAAGCCAAGCUGUUUCUUUGGUGGCACAAAGCACUGAAUCUGUCAGCGGAGCAGCUGCAGCCACAGUCAGGUCAGACUGAAGUGUCAGGAGUUGUCAUGGGUCUGUUGAGGUUGCAAACCAGACUUCUUCAGCUGGGAGAAGAAAGACUGAACUCUGGGCUGUUAGGAGCUAUAGGCCUGGGGAAGAGGUCCCCUGUUUCUAAUAGGUUCAGGGUGGUGGUACGCAGUCUGGCAGCAUUCCUGUCAGUCCAGGUGCAAUCAGAGACUGAGCUUCGACUUCAACCCGCCAGUGACUUGCAGCUCUCUGCGAAAGCACAGCAAACAUUGGGGAUGUUGGAGGCCAUGCCCAGCAAUAAACAAUACGCUGAGUUAGAGGACUCUGUGAAUAAAGCUGUCCAGUUCAUCCGCUACCCAGGACACUGUCUCAGAGAUGGACCCCGACUGCUGGCCCUGCUUGCCAACCUCCUAUACCCUGAACUCAGAUACCUGCACAUUAUCCGUUAGCCAUGAAUUAACCUGACACUGAGGCUGAAGAUUCAGGAUCGCUAGUUCUCUGUGGCAAUCGCAGUGACAGUAAACCUCUGUUCUGCACAGAGAAAAUCUUUCUGGAGCACAUUGUUUUCAAGUAGUGAAUCGCUAACACUGUUUAUAUCAACAAGAGCUACGCAUUUUAUCCGUCGGGACUUCAUGUGACAGAAGCUGACUGUUCAUCAGCGCUCGCUGCGCAUUUGUGAAAUCUACUUCUUGACUGGUUAAUGUUCAAGUGUCAUGAAAAACCUGCAGGAGCACAAGAAAUGUCAUGUGCUAACUUCUGAUCUUUACUCGCACUUUGCUUUCUUUUCUCAUGUUUAUGCCUUGUUGAUCUUUUAUAUAUAUAACUUGCCUGUUCUGUUCUUAGUUUGAGAGAAAGUUGCUCGUAUUUAUUGAAGCAUAAUUCAUGAAUCAGAAUUCAACACUUUUUGAGUUUUAGGUGUGAGUUUUCACACCGCUAUGUGGAAUCUAACAGGAAAAGGUUGGAGGGUCCACAGACUAUUUGGAGGAAGUUGAAGGACAUAUCUAAUCUAAUCUAUAAGUUUAGUAGUACCUUCUUAAAAUGGGGUGGGGGGACAUACCAGGAAAGCUGGUAGGCAGUGUUCAACGACUGAUACAUCUCCAGCUUUCUACAAGCUACAAUCUAGAAUCCAUAAUCAAUCCUAGCUACUGUACGAUACAGUGGCUGAAUACAUGUUUAGUAAGAGAACAUUUGCCAGUAUUAUUUUAAUGUUCAGCCAAAAGUGCUUUCCUUGUUUCUGCCAAAGAGAUUUUAGUUUCGUUUGCUCAGCUACUUAAAUCUUCUUGACCAUGAACUCUGGCUGUUUCAUUUGUCUCUGAAAAAGCACACGCACACUAGAAAGUACACGAAGUACGACGAACAAUGUGCUACACCACUUGGCUUCCUUAUUAAGUAGUGUGUGAUUCCAAGCUGCUGACACCGUUGGUAUUACUAAAUGAGCAGGCAUGUCGUGUUGUUGAUGCUGGUGUAUAACUGGACUUAAAUACACAAAUGGUACAUACUGGACAAUGUGAGGAUAAAGGCAGAUUGUAAUUCAGACCUCCACACUGUACUGUGCAUCCAAGACAAUUUUCACAUUUUAAUCAUCCUUGUCAGUUCACCGCUUCUGUUGCUGUGUGCCAUCUCAAUAAUAAUCAUGCUGCACUUCUGCAGCCUGAAGCUCGCCUUAUUGCGUGUGUUGUGGCGACUGUUAAUGUCAAAAGCAUUUUUAUUUUUUUUAUUUUUUUAUGAGUCAGUGAUCAGGAAUGGGUCUCCGGAGCUGCUGGAGGAGGGAGCUACAGAACAGGUCUGCACAAAAGCGAGAAGCUCAGUAAAGGGGACUGAAUGUUUCACAGCUGGUAUUCACCAAUCCAACCCAGAGAUUGGGAACCAAAUGUAGAACAUGGGGCCCCUGAGAGAAGAAGAAGACUGAUCUUAUACUUCCUGACCGGGUCACACACAGGGUGGGACUUUAGUGAACCACUGACAUAAACAAAGAGAUCCAAACAGCAACCUCUACAACAGGAGUUCUCAAAGUUUUCAUGACUGAUGCUAGUUUAGGGAGCCAGCAUAUGACUGAGGGAUACUUACGGAAACCUAUGAACUUGUAGGAUUUGUGAUUGGUGUCAUAAUGGCUAAUAUUAAAUUCAUUGAGCACCAAA